CCAUGCAACGGUAACUUGGCUCUCGUCCCCUUCCCCAGGGACCCACGUGAUGGAGGGCUCUGGACGGAUGGUAGUGACUGCUGUGGGGGUGAAUUCUCAGACCGGCAUUAUCUUCACCCUGCUGGGGGCUGGCGGUGAGGAGGAAGAGAAGAAAGACAAGAAAGGUGUGAAGAAGGGGGAUGGCCUUCAGCUACCAGCGGCCGAUGGGGCAGCAGGUUCAAAUGCUACAGAUAGUGCAAAUACCAGCCUAGUCAAUGGUAAAAUGCAGGAUGGCAAUGUGGACGCCAGCCAGAGCAAAGCCAAACAGCAGGACGGGGCAGCCGCCAUGGAGAUGCAGCCCCUCAAGAGUGCCGAGGGUGGCGACGCUGAUGACAAAAAAAAGGCCAACAUGCACAAGAAGGAGAAAUCCGUGCUGCAGGGCAAGCUCACCAAGCUGGCUGUGCAGAUCGGCAAGGCGGGUCUGGUGAUGUCGGCCAUCACGGUCAUCAUCCUGGUGCUCUACUUCACCGUGGACACCUUCGUGGUCAACAAGAAGCCAUGGCUACCCGAGUGCACGCCCGUCUACGUGCAGUACUUUGUCAAGUUCUUCAUCAUCGGCGUGACGGUGCUGGUGGUCGCCGUGCCGGAGGGGCUCCCUCUGGCCGUCACCAUCUCGCUGGCCUACUCAGUGAAGAAAAUGAUGAAAGACAACAACCUGGUACGUCACCUGGAUGCCUGUGAGACCAUGGGCAAUGCCACCGCCAUCUGCUCAGACAAGACAGGCACACUGACCACCAAUCGCAUGACAGUCGUGCAGGCCUACGUUGGCGAUGUCCACUACAAGGAGAUCCCUGACCCCAGUUCCAUCAACGCCAAGACCAUGGAGCUGCUCGUCAACGCCAUUGCCAUCAACAGCGCCUACACCACCAAGAUUCUGCCCCCAGAGAAGGAGGGUGCCCUGCCUCGGCAAGUGGGCAACAAGACGGAGUGCGGCCUGCUGGGCUUCGUGCUGGACCUGAAGCAGGACUACGAGCCCGUGCGCAGCCAGAUGCCGGAGGAGAAACUGUACAAGGUGUACACCUUCAACUCUGUGCGCAAGUCCAUGAGCACAGUCAUCAAGCUGCCCGAUGAGAGCUUCCGCAUGUACAGCAAGGGUGCUUCCGAGAUCGUGCUCAAGAAGUGCUGCAAAAUCCUCAAUGGGGCAGGGGAGCCCCGGGUCUUCCGGCCCCGUGACCGGGACGAGAUGGUGAAGAAGGUGAUCGAGCCCAUGGCCUGCGAUGGGCUCCGAACCAUCUGUGUGGCCUACCGUGACUUCCCCAGCAGCCCCGAGCCCGACUGGGACAAUGAGAAUGACAUCCUCAAUGACCUAACCUGCAUCUGUGUGGUGGGCAUUGAGGACCCCGUGCGGCCCGAGGUUCCAGAAGCCAUCCGCAAGUGCCAGCGGGCAGGCAUCACCGUCCGCAUGGUCACUGGUGACAACAUCAACACGGCCCGGGCCAUCGCCAUCAAGUGUGGCAUCAUCCAUCCUGGGGAGGACUUUCUGUGCCUGGAGGGCAAGGAGUUCAACCGGAGGAUCCGCAAUGAGAAGGGGGAGAUUGAACAGGAGCGAAUUGACAAGAUCUGGCCAAAGCUCCGGGUGCUGGCUCGCUCCUCCCCCACGGAUAAGCAUACCCUCGUCAAAGGCAUCAUCGAUAGCACACACACCGAGCAGCGUCAGGUGGUGGCCGUGACCGGGGAUGGCACCAACGACGGGCCUGCACUCAAGAAGGCCGACGUGGGCUUCGCCAUGGGCAUCGCAGGCACGGACGUGGCCAAGGAGGCCUCAGACAUCAUCCUAACGGAUGACAACUUCAGCAGCAUCGUCAAGGCAGUGAUGUGGGGCCGCAACGUCUAUGACAGCAUCUCCAAAUUCCUGCAGUUCCAGCUGACGGUCAACGUGGUGGCUGUGAUCGUGGCCUUCACGGGUGCCUGCAUCACGCAGGACUCCCCUCUGAAGGCCGUGCAGAUGCUCUGGGUAAACCUCAUCAUGGACACGUUCGCCUCACUGGCGCUGGCCACUGAGCCACCCACCGAGACCCUGCUUCUGAGGAAGCCAUAUGGCCGCAACAAGCCCCUCAUCUCACGGACCAUGAUGAAGAACAUCCUGGGCCAUGCCGUCUACCAGCUCACCCUCAUCUUCACCCUGCUCUUUGUUGGCGAGAAGAUGUUCCAGAUCGACAGCGGGAGGAAUGCGCCCCUGCACUCGCCACCCUCGGAACACUACACCAUCAUCUUCAACACCUUCGUCAUGAUGCAGCUCUUCAAUGAGAUCAACGCCCGCAAGAUCCACGGCGAGCGCAAUGUCUUCGAUGGCAUCUUCCGGAACCCUAUUUUCUGCACCAUCGUGCUGGGCACCUUUGCCAUCCAGAUAGUGAUCGUGCAGUUUGGGGGAAAGCCAUUCAGCUGCUCUCCACUGCAGCUGGACCAGUGGAUGUGGUGCAUAUUCAUCGGGUUAGGAGAGCUCGUCUGGGGCCAGGUCAUCGCUACCAUCCCGACCAGCAGGCUCAAGUUCCUCAAGGAGGCGGGCAGGCUCACCCAGAAGGAGGAGAUCCCGGAGGAGGAGCUCAAUGAGGACGUGGAGGAGAUAGACCACGCCGAGAGGGAGCUGCGGCGAGGCCAGAUCCUGUGGUUCCGAGGCCUGAAUCGGAUCCAGACCCAGAUUCGCGUCGUGAAGGCGUUCCGUAGCUCUCUCUAUGAAGGUCUAGAAAAGCCUGAGUCUCGAACCUCCAUCCAUAAUUUCAUGGCUCACCCCGAAUUCCGGAUCGAAGAUUCACAGCCCCACAUCCCCCUUAUUGACGACACCGACCUGGAAGAAGAUGCCGCCCUCAAGCAGAACUCGAGCCCUCCGUCAUCGCUCAACAAGAACAACAGCGCCAUCGACAGCGGGAUCAACCUAACGACCGACACAAGCAAAUCAGCUACCUCUUCAAGUCCAGGGAGCCCCAUCCACAGCCUGGAGACGUCGCUUUAGCUGAGGACCCCACCGCCACCCACCCACCCCCGGGCCCCACCCAUCCAGGCACCCAGCUCACCCAAGCAGCAAGGAGCAACAACAGGAAACCAAAUACUGGCAAGAAAACCAACAUUUCCACCCAACAGACCCUUUUUCUGGCUGCGAUGCUGUUUGAACUCUUUUACACUUUGAGGCAAGGGGCGGGAUCUCCCGGGGGCGGGGCUUACGGGAGUGAGUGAUUUUCCCAGAACAAGCCCUUCCUGGCUCCCGCCCAAACACGGACCAGCCGUGCACCCGCCAGGCCACCACGUCCCCUGCAUGAAUGUACUGUACACUUCCAGUCCUCCCCUUGUUUGGUUUUGGGGGGGUCGGGGAGGGUUUUUUGUUUGUUUUCUUAGGCGGGAACUGCAGACAGACUCUUUUCUGAGACUCUAUCCAAUCCACUGGUCUGUGAGUUUUUGAAAUGCUUGCGCAGCAUGGUCUCAGUUGUAUAGGUUAAUUUAACAACUUUUUGAAACUGCAGAGCUUAACUCACCUAGUAAAUUUGCACCAACGGAACCGAAGAACUUCACAGACACUCACGAGGUUAUAUCCAUUUCUUUGUAUCUAUAUCAACGUAUACUUUUCCAUGACUGUAUACGUCCAUAUAGAUAGGUAUAUAUAUAUAUGUAUAUAUAUAUGUAUAUAUAUAUAUAUACACAUAUAUAUAUACACACACACACACGGAUAUAUAAAGUUUUUUUUGCCGGCAUGUUGCCUUGUUUCCGCUUAAAUUGCUCUAUUUUAACUUAUUUAUGUCCUAAAACAAGAAUGUAAUUUGUUUACAAACCUGUAGAUAACGUCUUUGGCUAUUUGUACAGUUUAAGAACACUGGCGGCCGAGAUGUUAUAUAAACAGCUCAGCCCAACAGACACUUCCCUGGAUUGCAUCCUUGAUGUUUUACAAUAGCCAUGCUCUGAUUUUUGCCUGCUGUUUCCAUUCAAUUAUGUCACUACCGCGGGAGGCUCAGGCAGAAGCCAAAUGCUACCGAGGAGGAGUAUCCACCCGGAGGGCUUAACACCGUGCUCCGUAGACACAGGGAGAGGAAGAGAGAAGGCUUCCUAGGUUCGCAGCACUAACGGCGGGCCUGGCCCGGGGGUGACGGGGUCCGCCCAGCUUUGGUCGAAGACUUUUCUCUCGAUGAAACUCGCUUGAGUUUACUAAGAGCAUUUCAAAAAGAGGUUCUCUGUGGCACUGUCUGGACAGAGGUUGAGGUAGUGUUGCAAUAUUAUAAAUGCUACUCUGUUGAUUUUUUUUUUUUUUUUAGGAAUUUAGAGGUUUAUUUACUUAUAAAUUGCAGCGUAUGAGCUGUUGGCAUACUGGAUGAGGAUCAUUGUGGCUUGCUGCUUUUAUUUUUAUUUUUGAAGAAGAAUAGCCUUUUUCUCUGCACUAUUUAGAUCCGAACGAACCUUAUGAUGUGUAUAUUGAGAUGUAUUCAGUGUGAUUUUUAAACCAAAUUGUCUUCCUGUAGUCGCAGUAUAUACUGUAGCCUUUUGACAGCAAGUCUUGCUUUCCCAGACAGAAAGCCAUUCUGAAACCCUACAGUAUCACAGGUGAGAAAAGGUGGUUAUUUUUCCCCCAAGACAAUAACAGCACUAGUAAUCCCACUUAAUGAGAGCUUAUUUAAUCGUACGUCAGCCUCUUAACUGCUAAGCACUUUGUGGGUAUCAGCUUUUUUCAUAAAAGAACUUUUGUAUUUAAUACAAAGUUUGCUUUGAGACUUUUCAGCAUACAAUCUUUUUCCAUAAACUUGUACAGUGCAAAAGACAUUUUGAAUACCAUGAUCGAUGACGUCCCAUGCUUUGAGGAAAACCAAACACUUUCCACCUCGCUUGCAAAAUUCAUUCCUCAUACUGACCCCUUCCCACGGUUGCUCUGUGUCAGCUCAGCCCUUCCCUUCUCCAGGCCCAGAGAAUUCUUCCACAAACAAGAUGAGAGCCACUCGGGAAAAGAGCCAUAGUCAGCUGGGAGGGCCUACGGCUGGGUGGCUGUGAAGGAACCUGAGGCUUUGGGAUCCCAAGUCAGCCCAUCCCACCUGGCAAAACCUUCCUAGAAGGAGGACCUUCUGUGUGCGAGAGCAUCACCUGAAUGUCGUGAAGGAAUCUCUCUGAAUGUACCCAGCAGAGGAAACUGCAUCCCCAAAGGGGUGACCAGCCCUCAGAUGUGCUUAUUGGAUUCCUAUACAAACACCGCCAAAAGCCAGCCCAUUGUUCUCCUGCUGAGAAAGUAAAGACCUGCACAUGUGAAAAAACCUGGAGCAGCUUUGGAACGUGGUAUUUUUUGUAGUUUCCUUUCUCAAGGUUUUCCAUCUCCCCACCUUCUUGGUUCCAGUCCUGUGUCCAUGACCUCAUUCCCCGACAGCAGGAAAGCUGAGCUUGCCCACCACGCUCCCUGUUCAUUCGGAGCCGGGACACAGGGAAGACAGGAGGGCCUUCUCUGAGCGGAGCCUAGUUUAGGGAACAGGGAGCAGUGGAAGUGACCGAGGACACCCGACCUCAGUGUUGGUCUUUUCUUGUCGGGAAUGAUGGAUGCUUACACCAAACACACACACACAGACACACACACACACACACACAGAGGAAAUGAUUGGUUUGUCAAAACUCACUGUAGUACAUAAAGCUUGCACUCUGCGUCCUAUAUCUAGCAGCAUGGGGUACGUUUGGCAGUUCACCCCAUUAGGGGGUCAAUAAUUUAUGACCAUUCAUCUGUUUUUAUGAAUUUUUUUAUCUAGACAAUAAUUGUAAAUAAAGAACUCACCGUCUCUGUUCAUUUAAUACUAUGCAAUGGUUAUGCUUUCAAUUGCUGACUCUUCUUACUCCCGCAGCGUGGUUCUGAAAUGUCUGUGGUUUAAAAAAAAAAGGCAAAAACCAACAUCAAACAGAACACAGUAAAUAUAUACUCUGUAAUGUAUAUAUAUGUUUUUCCAGUUUGGGACUGCACCAUCCACUUAGCUUCUUCUCUGUCCUCUGGACAAGGGCUCCAGGAGAAGAUAGCAGAUUCAUUCUGAGGUCUAAGCUCAGCGACUUGUCUCCCCUCAACAGAUGAGAGAAGAGCAGGGGGCCCAUUCAGUGACCCCUGGGGCUGGAGAAUCGCCCACCUUUGGAGGUGGGCAGGGAGGAAUAUUUCCUCCCUGUGACUCAGGCAGCGCUUUCCCUAACUCUGAAGCAGCCUCCAUUGCUCCCGCCGACCCCUCACCAUGGCCCCUCGCCCCCCUGUCCCAACCAGAACACAGAGUAGACAAGAGGAGGGUGCCCUGCUUUUGAGACCAGACCAAUGAAAAUGGCGGUACUGGGCCGAGGACUCUGGACCCGUCUCAUCCUGGGUAGCCUACUUAUUGAAUAGCUGCUCUUUUCCCAACCAUGCUGAAAUGCCACCUGUACCACAUACUGAUAGCUUAUAUAGAUUCGGGUCUAUUUCUGGAAUUUCUCUUCUGUUCCCGUAUCUGGGUGUCUCAUCUGGUACCAGCCAUACAGUUCUAAUUACUGUUGCUUUAUAUAAUGUUUUAUCAUGUGGAGGAGGGAUAAGUACGCUUCCCUCUUUUUCUUUUUUUAACAAAAUGUCCUGGUUAUUGUCUCACAGCUAAUCUUUUAAGUAAACUUUAAAAUGUUGCCAAGUCUUCCACCCCUGCCCUUCCCCCACCCAAGGGCCCUGUCAUUCUAUGUGCAAAGGGCUUCCUUUCUGCCACUGUAAGUACCGUUCACUCAGGGUCACUAGAUGGAGUGAAACAAAGAUAGGAGAAACUAGAUAGGAGAAACAAAAAGAGCAUCCUAAAUUUGGGGGGAAGCCAGAAGCCAGUACCAUCUCACCUGAACCCUAAGCAAGGGUGUCACCAGGAGAGGCCACCAAGCUCCCCACCCCAAUCUCAGUUUGGGACCCAAAGUCACCCACCUUGGUUAUGCUGGGGUGGACCCCCCAUCUGCCCCAGUCCAGAAGAGGAAGAGGGCUCUCUCCCACACCUGGAGCUACCAGAUUUGCGUGGCCCAGUUGUUUUUAUUUCUAAUUCUCCUCAUGAAGAAACCUUUAUUCCUAUCUCCCUUUCCGGAACUGCCUUUUUUUUUUUUUUGGCAGGGGUGGGAGGGGUCACUUCUUGUUCUUUAUUCAAAGUUUUUUCAGUGGUUGUGUGAUAGGUCCUUUGGGAUGCAGCAAUUUCUUUCCUGGACCUUCACACCACCCUGACCCCCCCCCAACCCAUUCGUGCUCUACUUAUGGGAGGCUGUCAGCUGGGUGUACUGUGACAUGCCUCCCACCCUAAACUCUCUCCAUAGUGUCUGAGAUCCCAUUAGAAGAUGGGAGGGGUGCGUUUCUUGAAGGCUUCGGGUCUUCCAGAGCCAAGGCCUAUCAAACAACAGCAGAAAAUCCCCAGGUCUUUUCCAAGUUCUAAAGCAAGCUCUCCUGAUAUGAUGUAGAGAUCCUACUCAACCAAGUAGAGGGAAGGGGAUCCCAGGCCCUGGGCAUCAGCCAUCACCCCCUCCGCCGAAAACAAGACCUUUGAGGCUGCUCUGGGACCUUCUCAGCCCCCUAAGUCUGUUUUGUAAUGCCUGUGGUGCUCUCCCUCCGGACCUUUCCUCUUGGGGGUCGCCACACUUUGCUAACUCUUGUGUGCACAUAUUUUAUAACAGAGUAGCGAGGAAAUGGUGCCGCUCCAGCUUCCACAAGCUGCCCGGGCUCUGGGGGGGGCUCUGGGACAAUCGGGGCUGGGAAGUGACUGUGCUCUUAUUGUACACUCUUUAUUUCUCUGUAUCUCUGGCUUGUGCUCUUUGUAAUUAAUGGGAUUUGUCUGCCUUUUCAACACUAUCCUGAGCAAUAACAAUAAAUGCACACGUGGAAACGCAGA
Molecule: messenger RNA, 7844 nt
Organism: Leptonychotes weddellii (Weddell seal)
Lineage: Eukaryota; Metazoa; Chordata; Mammalia; Carnivora; Phocidae
Source: RefSeq, a predicted model, not a curated record